This is a messenger RNA of Mus musculus (house mouse), 1337 nucleotides long. RefSeq names its product predicted gene 1123. The coding region runs from base 68 to 1240 and encodes 390 amino acids. The transcript has 8 exons. The record is from RefSeq and is marked provisional. Gene Ontology annotation, cellular component: basolateral plasma membrane; bicellular tight junction; adherens junction. NCBI's taxonomy places the organism in Eukaryota, Metazoa, Chordata, Mammalia, Rodentia, Muridae.
CUAGGGAAGCUCGGGACCCAGAGUGACAGCUGAGUUCCUGGCGCUGCAGCCCCACUGGACAGCCACCAUGGUGUUUCUGCUGGGCUUCCUGUUCCUGUGUGGAGUCACGGAUCACAUUGGGAGUGUGAGCAUCACUACUCCAGAGCAGACAAUUCAGGAAGUCCAAGGGGAAACUGUCCAUCUGCCCUGCAUGUUCACUCUUAGCCCUGAGGACCAAGGACCGUUGGACAUUGAGUGGCUUCGGCUUUCAGGACCUAAUAAUGAGGCGAUGGACCAUGUGAUUAUUUUGUAUGCUGUAGAUAAAAUUUAUUCUGACUUCUAUCAAGAUAUGAGAGGGCGAGUGAAUUUUACAAGUAAUGGUAUCACGUCUGGCGAAGCGUCCAUAAAAAUAAGAGAUGUUCAGCCUGCAGACAGUGGCACCUACCUGUGCAAAGUGAAAACAGCCCCUGGUGUUGCCAAGACAACCGUUCAGCUGACAGUUGUUGAUUACAUUGGGAGUGUGAGCAUCACUACUCCAGAGCAGACAAUUGAGAAAGACCAAGGGGAAACUGUCCAUCUGCCCUGCAUGUUCACCUUUAUCUCCAAGGACCAAGGACCGUUGAACAUCGAGUGGCUUCGGCUUUCAGGACCUAAUAAUGAAGCGAUGGACCAUGUGGUUAUUUUAUAUUCUGCAGACAAAAUUCAUGACGACGUCUAUCCAGAUCUAAAAGGACGAGUGUAUUUUACAAGUAAUGAUAUCAAGUCUGGUGAUGCAUCCAUAAAUAUAACAAAUGUCCAGCUCUCGGAUGCUGGCACUUAUCAGUGCAAGGUGAAAACAUACCCUGGCACUGUCAACAGGAACCUCCAGCUGGCUGUCACUGAUCACAUUGGGAGUGUGAGCAUCACUACUCCAGAGCAGACAAUUCAGAAAGCCCGAGGGGAAACUGUCCAUCUGCCCUGCACGUUCACCCUUAGCCCUGAGGACCAUGGACCACUGUUCAUUGACUGGAUGCAGCUUACUGGACCUCAAAAUGAGGUGGUGAACCGCAUGUUUAUUGUAUAUUUAGCAGACAAGAUUUACGACAACUUCUAUCAAGAUAUGAAAGGACGUGUGCAAUUUACAAGUAAUGACAUCAGGUCUGGUGAGGCAUCUAUAAAUAUAACUGAUGCUCGGCUCUCUGACGCUGGCACCUAUCAGUGUGGAGUGUCCCAUGCCUUUGGUACUGCCAAGGGGACCAUUCAGCUGACAGUUGUUGGCUGAUCAUCUGCCCCAGAGGUUACAUCAAUUGAACUUUUAAUUAAGUUCUGCUGAUUCCUUGCUCCUGUAUCUUCAGUGAAAUGUGCCUUGUGCUCCCACA